AUGAAGGAGGAAAGAAGAUGGCAGGGGCUCUACCCUCCAGAGUUCUCUGAAACUUCGUGCCCCUCAUCUUUACUUCUGGUAGAAGGAAAGACCCCACUUUCGUGUGAGGCUGAUGGAAACCCAAGGCCGAUAGUAAACUGUGAAGCCGAUGGACGCUCUAUCACUGACGCGGUUACAACAAAUGAAACGAUCGAAUUAGGAAACCCACUAAACAUAACAUGCAGUUCGGAAGGGUUGCCAGCACCUACUUACAGCUGGCUGGUCCCCGAGAAUGCCGACGUGACAUACUCCCCGGAUAAAAGCUCGGUCAUUAUUCACACAGCAGCAGAGACCCAUGCUGGAACAUACACGUGUGUGGUCAGGAACGCACAUGGAGAAGUGGAAGCAAAGCAGGAGGUGACGAUUGCUCCGGAUGAUUUUACAACAAGACUGUUCAUCGGUCUAGCGUGCGGUCUAGCUGCCUUAGGCCUCCUUGCUGGCAUUAUAAGCCUGGUACGGUACAUUGGCUGGAAGCAAGGCCGAAAGGGAUUCUAUGCGCUGUGGAGGAAAACCCCCGACCAACGUCAGCAGAAUGGAAACAUCCCAGAGCCCCCCGCCAACAGCACAUCUUGCGUCUAAUAUUAAGACUAUUGGAACCUGAUAACUCAGACGCUGAGAUGGAGCAAUGUGAAAGCGGACUGCUGAGUAAGCCGCCAGGCUGGGAGCAGCCAAUCAGAGCCAUGCCUGACAGUCUCCUUGGAAACCAAAUUGUGGUGAACAGGAAAAGGGAGCCAAUCAGAUUCCAGCAGUGAAAGCAGUGACCUGAUUGGUUGCUGUGAAUCAGAAGAAAGGUGUUACCCAUAGCAACCAAUCAGAUUCCAGCUGACAGUUAAAAAAACAGAAGUCACAAGAACACAUCUUCUCCUUCACCGCACAUGUCUGUACACAAGGCUCCCCUCCCCCAGCCUUCCCAGAGAGAGGUUUUUAUAUGUUUUUAUGUUUUCUAUCAGUUACUCCUGUGGUAAUGUUCAUUAUGUGGAUCCUGAACACAAGGGCCAGACGUCCAUCUGUCUGUCUAUCAGGAGUGGCCACAGACCCUACAGGGAAACCUCCUGGUGGUCCAAUGCCCAGGGGGCGCCUGAGCCCUCCGGAGACCGCCGGUCACAUCGUGAUCUGAUGCCCCAGCCGAGUACAACACGUGCUGUCCUUAGUCUAUCUAUUAUCUAUCUAUCUCCUAUCCAUCCAUCCAUCUAUCCAUCUAUCUCAGAUCUAUGUAUUUCAUAUCUAUCUAUCUAAUAUCUCUCUAUCUAUUAUCUAUCUCAUAUCUAUGUAUUUC
Molecule: messenger RNA, 1315 nt
Organism: Bufo gargarizans (Asiatic toad)
Lineage: Eukaryota; Metazoa; Chordata; Amphibia; Anura; Bufonidae
Product: intercellular adhesion molecule 5-like
Exons: 4
Coding region: 1-618 (205 amino acids)
Biological process (GO): cell adhesion
Molecular function (GO): integrin binding
Source: RefSeq, a predicted model, not a curated record